Helobdella robusta is the source of this 1686-nucleotide messenger RNA. RefSeq lists its product as hypothetical. The transcript is spliced from 6 exons. The record is from RefSeq and is a predicted model, not a curated record. Lineage: Eukaryota; Metazoa; Annelida; Clitellata; Rhynchobdellida; Glossiphoniidae. Gene Ontology annotation, molecular function: catalytic activity. Bases 1 to 1686 code for a protein of 561 amino acids.
AUGCAAAGACAAUUUUUUAUACAGAGUCAGAGGUCCUGUGGGAAGAUGGCGGAUUAUGAAGUUCAGAAAUUAACUGAUGAGUGUCUUGUUGAUGGGAGGGCCAGUCGGAGGAUGAUUCAUGUUACAGCUCAAAAAUUAACCAUGAAAAAUUACAAUGGUUUAAAAAUUGGCCUGGGGCUCCUCAACAUAAGAUCUAUUGUGCCAAAAUAUGAAAUGGUGUGUGAUAUAAUUCGUGGAGAAUUGGAUAUUCUUGUAUUAAUUGAGACAUGGCAUGGGUCGUCAGAUGAGUUUGCUGUUCGAUGCGCGAUGCCCCCUGGUUAUAAGUUUGUAGAUUACGUUAGACCUCACGAUCUAUAUCAUGGCGGAAUUAUAAUUUAUUUCAAGAAAGAGUUCAUUUAUAAACCUGUUGAGUUACCCACCGUGAUAACUUUUGAAGCUGUUGCAAUUAAAUUGAGAGUAAACAAAUCUGAUUUUAUUUUGUUAUCAAUUUAUAGACCUGGAUCGGUUCCUCCUUCACCAUCGUUCUUUUCAGAGCUAGCGAAUGUUUUAGAAGAUUUUUCGCUGUUAAGUGAUAAAAUCGUUGUUGCGGGAGAUUUUAAUGUUCAUAUGGAGAGAAAAGAUGAUCCAAACACAGUCUCAUUUAAUGAUGUUUUCGAUUGUUUUCAGUUGAUUAACAGAAUUAACGAACCAACGCAUGAAUUAGGUGCCACUCCAACACCAGCUGCUAUCUCAUUGAAGCUACAACAACCAGUGGCAACAGCCACGUCACAAAUGACGUCACAGACGGGGUCACAGAUGGGGUCAGAAACGAACUUGAGGGGUAUUCAGCCCUGCUGGUUGUCAUGCGUUAGGUAUUUUGAAGAUUUCCUAGAAACGAGUUCCCUGCAGAAGAAACAUUUACUCGAAGGUCAAGAUGUCGAGGUCAUAAGGUCACUUUGUAGCGGUUUAAAAAAGUCACUACACUGCCUUGCCGAGUUGAGAAAGGUUUGCUCUGCUGACGAUUUUGAUGAAAUCUUCUGGAAGAUGAAGGACUUUAGAAAUUUAGUCAACUUCUGCUCUUUAAAGAAUAUUUUCGAAGACUACGCUCUCAGCCAGACAUGCCUCAGAACACAGUCUGCUCAAUCGACGACUUGCUACGAUGAAUUUCUACAGGAGACAGGCGGAGACACUGAAGAUGUUGGCGAGAGUGUCGAAAAGGACGACGACGACGAUGAUGAUAAAGAUGAUGAUGAGGGUGACGAUGGUGAUGAUGUGGCUGACGGAGGUUACAAUGGCUACAGUUAUCAUUCCAGUGACAGUCCUGACGUUGGCGAAUAUUGCCGACACGCCAUAACUUUUGAAAAAUGUCUAGACGAUCAUGUGACCACCAAAUGCGGGCAGACUUCCGCCCCCAUAGUUUCCGCCCUGGCUGACCUGGUGGUGAGGAGGUCAUCACAGUGCAAGUUUUACAAUGCCACUUCCGGCUUUUUCGUCUACAAUAACAGUUUUGAAAAUUACGAAAAUCACAAUGGCAUCGACGGGCCAGAGACGAACGCCGCAAAACUCAGUAGAAGAGUAAUGACCGAUAAAUCAGUCAAAUCAGCCUCAGUACUCACCAGUGUUAACCUUUCAGCCCCGCCAUUUUGCUGCUACCUUAUAGUUAAAAUAUUUAAUAUCAUUUUCGGCGAAUUAUUUCAUUUCUAUUAA